Molecule: messenger RNA, 978 nt
Organism: Acanthosepion pharaonis
Lineage: Eukaryota; Metazoa; Mollusca; Cephalopoda; Sepiida; Sepiidae
Source: the annotation of a GenBank genome assembly
AUGUCAUAUCUAUUAAUCUAUUCUUCCUCGGCAAGGAGUGUGCACCCUGAAAUUAUCGUCUCUUGUGAGCCAUUUUUUUUUCAUUUCCUUUUGAUACAGCCUCCAAUUUUCCCGCGUAGCCAUUUCCUUGACAACGCCAACGCUCCCAAGAUUCCUCACAAAAAAUGGCGUAGAAUAAACUCAUUCUGGCCGACCGUCCAUCGUCUACAGAAAUUGACUUCUAUUCAUACGAGCCAACAACUGACUGCCACAUUCAGUCCAAGCACGAUUUUCUCUCUCAUUCUCUCUUCUACUUUCUCUCUCGUUCUCUCUCUCAUUUUCUCACUCUUAUUCCGUCUCUCUCUCAUUCUCUCACUCAUUCUCUUACUCAUUCUCUCUUUCAUUCUCUCUCUCCCACUUUCUCUCUCAUUUUCUCUCUCAUUUUCUCACUCUAAUUCUGUCUCUCGCUCAUUCUCUCUCUUAUUCUCACUAUUAUUCUCUCUCUUCCACUUUCUCCCUCCUUCUCUCUCUUAUUCUCCCUCUCAUUCUCUCCUCUCAUUCUGUCUUUCUCUCAUUCUCUCUCACAUAAUGACUCUCAUUCUCUCUCUCAUUCUUUCUCUCAUUCUCUCUCUCUCUCAUUAUCUCACUCUCAUUCUGUGUCUCUCUCAUUCUCUCUCUUCCACUUUCUCUCUUAUUCUCUCUCUUUCUCAUUUUCUCACUCUAAUUCUGUCUCACACUCAUACUCUCUCUCAUUCUCUCUUUCAUUCUCCCUCUCAUUUUCUCACUCUGUCUUUCUCUCAUUCUCUCUCACAUCAUCACUCUCAUUCUCUCUCUCAUUCUUUCUCUCAUUCUCUCUCUCUCAUUAUCUCACUCUCAUUCUGUCUAUCUCUCAUUAUUUCUCUCAUUCUCUCUCUCCCAGUCUCUCUCACAUUCACUCUCUCUCAUUCUCUCUCUCUCUCUUUAUCUCUCUCUCUAAGACUUUGCUUUUCUCCAACUUGA